UACAAAGUGUCAAUGAGUACUUGCCUUUCGGUCUACAAAACAGAAUUUCCUGUACCAGGUGUGAAGAAUGCAACUGAAGAACAUCUGGCAUUGGCUGCCUUAAACCACUGGGAAGAAAUUCCCAAAGUUGGUUGUAAACUUGUGCCUGAACAUGUUGAAACACGUCCCCUCUACAAUCCAGAGAGACCAGGAAUCGAACAGGGGAAAAUCGAGAUGUGGGUUGAUAUGUUUCCCAUGGAUAUGGCCCCGCCAGGUCCCCCUGUUGACAUUUCACCGAGAAAGCCUAAGAGUUAUGAACUUCGAUGUGUCAUCUGGAACACAGAUGACGUAGUACUGGAAGACGAUGCUUUUUUCACUGGUGAAAAAAUGAGUGAUAUUUAUGUGAAGGGCUGGAUAAAAGGCCAAGAAGACUUACAGUCGACAGAUAUCCACUACAGGUUCCCUGACUUUGGACUUGAAUCAUUUCCCACGAGGUGCCAAAUCCUCAAAAUUAUGUACCCUUGA
This is a messenger RNA of Octopus sinensis (East Asian common octopus), 504 nucleotides long. Its product is annotated as otoferlin-like. The record is from RefSeq and is a predicted model, not a curated record. Lineage: Eukaryota; Metazoa; Mollusca; Cephalopoda; Octopoda; Octopodidae. Bases 13 to 504 code for a protein of 163 amino acids. The transcript has 5 exons. Gene Ontology annotation, biological process: plasma membrane organization.